AUGAUGCGGCUCCGAGGCUCCGCGAUGCUGCGGGAGCUGCUGCUGCUGCAUCCGCCAGCCGCCGGGGCGGCUCUGAGACGGGGACAGCCUCUCACCACCUUGUGCCGGCGCCCCCGAGCCGGGGGCCGGGCUGCCGUUACUGCCCGGGAGCUGUUUCCUUGGCGGGGUGGAGGUGCCCGCCGUCUUGAGCCCCCCCUAGCCCGUGGGCUGUCGAACUCGCAUUCGGAGAUCCUGCAGAACCUGGGCAAGGGGAGCGCCAAGCCCGAGGCAUCGCAACAGCCGCAGUCGACCCCUCCUAAGGACGGCCCCAGCGAGGCCAACGCCUAUGGCAACAGCGAAGGGAAGGAGCUGGCUGGGGGAGAAAAUAGGAUCAAACAGGGUCUUCUACCUAGUUUGGAGGAUUUGCUGUUCUAUACCAUUGCAGAAGGGCAAGAAAAAAUACCAGUCCAUAAAUUCAUUACUGCACUGAAAUCUACAGGAUUGCGGACUUCUGAUCCCAGGUUGAAAGAGUGUAUGGAUAUGUUGAAAUUAACUCUUCAGACAACAUCAGAUGGUGUCAUGCUAGACAAAGAUCUUUUUAAAAAAUGUGUUCAAAGCAACAUUGUGCUUCUUACGCAAGCCUUUAGGAGAAAGUUUGUCAUUCCAGACUUUAUGUCAUUUACCUCACACAUUGAUGAAUUGUUUGAAAGUGCUAAAAAGCAGUCCGGAGGAAAGGUUGCUGAUUACAUCCCUCAACUGGCUAAGUUCAGCCCAGAUUUGUGGGGAGUGUCGGUGUGUACUGUGGAUGGACAGAGGCAUUCUAUUGGAGAUACCAAAGUACCCUUUUGUCUUCAGUCCUGUGUAAAGCCCUUGAAAUAUGCCAUUGCUGUAAAUGACCUUGGAACAGAAUAUGUGCAUCGAUAUGUUGGAAAAGAGCCCAGUGGUUUAAGAUUCAACAAACUCUUCCUGAAUGAAGAUGAUAAACCUCAUAAUCCUAUGGUGAAUGCUGGAGCAAUUGUUGUUACUUCAUUAAUAAAGCAAGGAGUAAAUAAUGCAGAAAAAUUUGACUAUGUGAUGCAGUUUUUGAAUAAGAUGGCUGGUAAUGAAUAUGUUGGAUUCAGUAAUGCCACAUUUCAGUCUGAACGAGAAAGUGGAGAUCGGAAUUUUGCAAUAGGUUAUUACUUAAAGGAAAAAAAGUGUUUUCCUGAAGGCACAGACAUGGUUGGUAUAUUAGACUUCUACUUCCAGUUGUGUUCCAUUGAAGUAACUUGUGAAUCAGCCAGUGUGAUGGCUGCCACGUUAGCUAAUGGUGGUUUCUGUCCAAUUACUGGUGAAAGAAUACUAAGCCCUGAAGCAGUUCGAAAUACACUAAGUUUGAUGCAUUCUUGUGGCAUGUAUGACUUCUCGGGUCAAUUUGCUUUCCAUGUUGGCCUUCCUGCAAAAUCUGGAGUUGCUGGAGGCAUUCUUUUAGUUGUUCCUAAUGUUAUGGGAAUGAUGUGUUGGUCUCCUCCAUUGGAUAAAAUGGGCAACAGUGUUAAGGGAAUUCACUUCUGUCAUGAUCUUGUUUCCUUGUGUAAUUUCCAUAACUAUGAUAAUUUGAGGCACUUUGCAAAAAAACUCGAUCCUCGAAGAGAAGGUGGUGAUCAAAGGGUGAAGUCAGUGAUAAAUCUCUUGUUUGCUGCAUAUACUGGAGAUGUGUCAGCCCUUCGAAGAUUUGCUUUGUCGGGGAUGGAUAUGGAGCAGCGGGACUAUGAUUCUCGAACUGCAUUGCAUGUUGCAGCUGCAGAAGGUCACGUGGAAGUGGUUAAAUUUCUGUUGGAAGCCUGCAAAGUGAAUCCUUUCCCCAAGGACAGGUGGAACAACACCCCCAUGGACGAAGCCCUGCACUUUGGACACCACGAUGUGUUUAAAAUCCUUCAGGAAUACCAAGUCCAGUACACACCUCCAGAAGAUUCCAACGACGGCAAAGAAAACCAAACAGUCCAUAAGAAUCUAGAUGGAUUGUUAUAAUGGGGUCUCAGGCUUGAUCCUAAGAAUCCAAUCACUUUAGCUAUUUAAUUGUGGGAAACGAUUAUGAAGAGCGUGUGUACUUCCCUGGUAGUGAUGUAUAUUUUACAGAGUCUGUCUGUUAUCUCAGUGUUACUGGAGUUUUUUCUUCAUUGUAUGCAGAGGACAAAUCUGAGCUCUCUGGAAAAAAAAAAGAAACAAAGCAGGAUCUCCCUUCAUAAUGUGAGCGAUAUUACCUCGUGCUAUGGAUAAUUUGAUGUACAAAACAAAAAAAAUCACCAUUGCUCGCUUUACUGUGGUCUUCACAAUUUCUUUCUGUGUCGUGUGCAUUUGUGAUGAUUGUUCUUUCUGCUGAGUAUGCAUUUUUAAACUAAGACCUUGUUUGUACAGUUAGCCCAGAUGAUCAAGACUGCCUCGAAGAGCAAAUGAAAGUGUUUUGUUUUUUUUUUCCCAAGAUAUUAAGAUUUGAAAUGCAGGAAUAGUUUGGGUGUUUUUCAAACACUCUAUGCACUUAAGGUUGUAUGUUCCCACUGUUUCCCAUGCACCCUACACCUUCCUGUGAUCUUAAGAGAAUUAUCAUUGAUGACUGUCAAUAAAUAGUGAAGGCUAAUUUUGAUUCGACUUUUAUCAGGGAUUUUAAAGUUUGUUUGGUGACCAAAAGAUCUAAGUAUGAAUGUAACUUUGGACCCUUCCAGAGGAUUCUUUUUUCAUAUCUUCCCAAGUCCAGCCUUUCUUUCUUUCUUUCUUUCUUUCUUUCUUUCUUUCUCCACAUUUAACUGUCUGCUUCUUCUCUUGAACUUGGCAGUGGUGCUUCUAUACUAUGCAGUUUUGAUCUUUGCUACAUUAGUCAGGAAGCUUCUCAACCUUGGCCUUUUGCACAGUAGCUACAACUAUGCCCGUUCUCUGUGAAAAACAAACCAGAGACAGAAAAGAACCACUAAGCCAGGUCAACCCCAGUGGAACUUAAUGGACUUGACAACAAAACAGACUGACAUGUUGAUGCUGCUCGAAGGGCAUAUUUUUCUGCUUUUUUGCCUCACUUAAGUUCAGAAAGCUACCAAAGUCAUUUUGGCUGUGUGUGUGAUUUGCCAUAAAGUGGCAUAUUUAUUAUUUUAAACCUAUCACCAAAAAUCUGAAUCAGGAUAAUUAUUCAUUUUGGGGGACCACUAGCAAAACACUCCAGCUUUCUUCUGAUUUGCCAUUGUGUGAGAUAUCUGGUGGUACAAGCAUUUCCUAAUGAAAGAAGAAAAAAAAAAACAACAAAAAAACACCUCUCUUUUUCAUUUUAAGGCUGGCACACCCAUCUAUCUUCAUCUUUGGAAGGUAGAUAAAGA
Messenger RNA from Gracilinanus agilis (Agile Gracile Mouse Opossum), 3320 nucleotides. It is a transcript of the gene GLS, whose product is annotated as glutaminase. The record is from RefSeq and is a predicted model, not a curated record. The transcript is spliced from 18 exons. Lineage: Eukaryota; Metazoa; Chordata; Mammalia; Didelphimorphia; Didelphidae. Bases 1 to 1989 code for a protein of 662 amino acids. Gene Ontology annotation, biological process: L-glutamine catabolic process. Gene Ontology annotation, molecular function: glutaminase activity; protein binding.